GUCAGUCAUGUGUCAUCAGCCGAAAAGAUAGUCGAAAAUUAGGUUAUAACUUCUGCCUGUGUGGGUGGUAGAAUGUCUCAGAUUUUGUAAUAUGGGGUUUUAAAUCAAUUCUAAUUUAAUUUGUUUUGAAAGGUAAACGUAUUCGUACACCUGUAAUGAUUUAAUUACAUAAGUUAUCUUUGUUGGAUUGUGGAGUACUUACAUUUUCAUCUAAAACACCCAAUUAGUGUACUGAUUUAGAUUUUGGUGUCUAAUAAAAAUAUUAGGAUUUUUAGAAGUUAGAUUUUUAAUCUUAAGACAAGCAAUUUAGUGCUUUUUACUAUGCAUUGACAUAAUAGUUGGUAAUUAUUUAGUGUUGACUCACCGCUCCCACAAGUCUGACAACUGUAUAUAUGGUAUCUGCCUUACCUUCUUAUCAUUUUAAAAUUAACAAUUAACUGCGCUCGGCGUUAAUUUUUGUAUUUAUCUCAUUUAAAAAUGUGAAAUUUUCACAUCAAUUUCAAAUUAUGGCCGCCAUUACAGUAUGCACAGAUCGCUUACGUAUGGAUUGAUGACAGUUUAUUUCUGCAAUGUUUAUGUCUGCAAUUGAUAUAAUAUGCAGUUUAUGUCUGCAAUUAAUAUAAUAUUAAUUAUUAAUAAAAUUAAAAAAUUAAUAUAUUAUGUAUUAUACAGUACAAUUUCUCAAAGGAGGAAGACCUAACCCUUCGGUCCAAACCUAACUUUCGGGUAUUAGAGUGUAGAGUGUUUUGUUAAUUAUUAAUAAAAUUAAAAAAAAAAUAAAGCACCUUCCGUCUUUGCACAAGAAAUUAUAAAAAAUUUUAAAUUAGGCAAUAUUGCAGAAAUAAACUGUCAUCAAUCCAUACGUAAGCGAUCUGCGCAUACUGUAAUGGCGGCCAUAAUUUGAAAUUGAUGUGAAAAUUUCACAUUUUUAAAUGAGAUAAAUACAAAAAUUAAAGCCGAGCGCAGUUAAUUGUUAAUUUUAAAAUGAUAAGAAGGUAAGGCAGAUACCAUAUAUACAGUUGUCAGACUUGUGGGAGCGGUGAGUCAACACUAAAUAAUUACCUAAUAGUUUAAGAUUAUCAAAAGUGACUUAACAAAACGUAAAGACAAAACCAAUCAAGGUAUUUUAUUUUAUUUUUCAUAAACUUGAGUGUUAUACACUUUUUUUAACAACUCACAGCUUACAACCCUUAUUGACUGUGAUAAACCACUAUGUGAUAAGGAUCAAAAUAACUUUUGAAUGUUUUGAUUUGUGUUAAAAGUCUUCAACCAUGGACAAAGGGGACCAGAAAAAAUCUUCAUCAAAACAUUACGGUGCAAACGAAACCAGCUCAAACUCUACCUCGUCGGUGCUCAUGGUAGGCCCGAAUUUUAAAGUGGGCAAGAAAAUCGGAUGUGGGAACUUUGGUGAUCUACGCUUAGGUAAAAACUUGUAUACUAAUGAACAUGUGGCUAUUAAACUGGAGCCGUUUAAAACCAAAGCUCCCCAGCUUCAUUUAGAGUAUAGGUAUUACAAACUAUUGGGUAGCCGUGAAGGAGUGCCUGAUGUUUACUACUUUGGCCCAUGUAGUAAAUUUAAUGCGUUGGUGAUGGAGCUGCUGGGGCCUAGUUUGGAAGACUUAUUUGACAUUUGUGAUCGUAAAUUCACCCUAAAAACAGUAUUGAUGACAGCUAUUCAACUGUUACAUCGAAUAGAGUAUGUUCAUUCGAGGCAUCUCAUCUACAGAGAUAUUAAACCAGAAAAUUUUCUUGUUGGGCGUACAGGCAGCCACAGAGAAAAAGUUAUACAUAUUAUAGACUUUGGUUUGGCUAAAGAAUACAUAGAACCCGAAACAAAUAAACAUAUUCCUUAUAGAGAACAUAAAUCAUUGACGGGAACAGCAAGGUACAUGUCAAUAAACACCCAUCUGGGCAGAGAACAAUCUAGGAGAGACGAUUUAGAAGCACUUGGUCAUAUGUUUAUGUAUUUUCUUAGAGGAUCCUUACCGUGGCAAGGACUUAAGGCUGAUACUCUAAAAGAACGUUACCAAAAAAUAGGUGAUACGAAAAGGGAAACUUCCAUUGAAAGUUUGUGCAAAGGUUAUCCAGAAGAAAUGGCUACGUAUUUACGAUAUGUUAGGAGGUUAGAUUUCUUUGAAACUCCUGAUUAUGAAUAUCUGAGAGGUUUAUUUGCGGAUUUAUUUAAAAGUAAGGGUUAUGUUGAUGAUAACGAGUUUGAUUGGUCUGGUAAAACGACGAACUUAUCGGCUGGAUCUCUACCUACUGCCACUCAAGAAUUCGCCAUAUCACCGCUUCGUGAGAAACGUGCUAUCAACACCAAACCAGAAAACUCCAAACACAGCACCUUAGGCAACCUCACUCCUGCUGAUCGCCCAGGAUCUGUUAUGGUCAUCAACUCCACCAACGGAGAUCUGCAUGCAGAUAAUUCCAUGGCACACAGUAAUACACCCAUCACUCAGAAUAAAGAGGUGGAAAUCGUUGAAGAGACCAAAUGUUGUGGUUUCUUCAAAAGGAAAAAGAAGAAGAAAGCAGUAUCAAGUAAGUGAGUAGUAUAUACUGUAAGAGAGAAAUAUGUCACGUUGUUGUAGGUCCGCACUGUACCUAGUUGUUAAGACUGUCUAUAUUUUAAUUUUAUUUCUAGCAGCUGCUUAAUUGUUAUACAAAUUAAACUACGGACUUUUUAAGAUAAAGAAAUAAUACAAUUCUAGCAUAUUGGGGACGUAUUAAAGAAAAACGAAUAUUUUUUGUUGGAUCUCUCUUAAGAAUGGAUCACACACGAUAAUAUCAAACGUUUAAUCAAGUUUUUUGAUCAGAUUUUGACAUACUGUGUCAUAGAGAGCUGCUCAGAAUAAACGCGAUAAUUAUUCUUACCCAUUUUUUGAUAUUCUUCAGUGAUAUCCUUUGACGUUCCUCAGUUCUUGCGAAUUCUGUCUCAACUUUCUGAUUUUCACAGUACAUGUAAAUUUCAGACUUUUUUACUCUUUGGAUCACUGAAAAUGAUCCCUUGCAGGUAAAGAGAUUGGGCACUCGAAAGAACAUAUUUAGAAACCCUUUUGGCCAAAUUAAUAACCCAAUAGGUGGCCCCAGGGGUCACCUGUCGAACAAAUUUUCCUUUGGUUUAAAAAAGUCUGAUUUUUGGAGGUACCUACUAAAAAAAAUAAUUAUUUAAAAGUUUGCCAAAAAUGAUCUACAUAGCCUAAAAAUUAUUUGAAAAAUUCAAAUAUUUUUCCUAAGCUCAAUUAUGGUCCCUAUUUCACCCUAUUCGAGAAUGGAACCAAGGAAGUUGGUCUUAAGGUUAACGAGGACAAGACGAAGUAAAUGGUGGUUACGAAGAACCCAAGACCAAGGGUUAGACAAAACGUAACAAUUAAUGAAUACAAUUUUGAAGUCGUCAAAGAAUUUAAGUACCUGGGAGCGAUCAUAACAUCUGAAAAUAAAUAUGAAAAGGACGUGGCAGCCAGGAUCGUUGCAGGAAACAGGUCAUAUUACUCAUUAAGGACCCUACUUAUAUCAAAAAUACUCUCAAGACCAGCAAAAAUAAGAGUAUAUAAGACAAUAAUUCGUCCCACAAUAACGUAUGGAAGCGAAACAUGGACUCUGAAUCAGCGGGAAACGACAAAAUUACUGGUACUAAAAGAAAGAUACUGCGGACUAUCUAUGGGCCUUGCAGAGAAGAGACAACAGGAGAAUGGAGAAGAAGACACAACGGUGAACUCCAGACAAUAUAUGGAGAUGAAAACAUAGUACACUACAUUAAAGCAAACAGAAUACGAUGGGCGGGUCACGUGCUAAGAUCAAGUGACGAAAGACUUCUGAACGCCACAUUCUGGGAAAGGCCCGAUGGAACAAGGUCAGUUGGUCGCCCAAGAAAGAGAUGGAAGGACGCAGUAGCUAGUGAUCUACGCAAAAUGGGAGUACAGCAAUGGGAAAUAGCUGCUCAAUAGUAAACACGGCCAAGACUCACAUAGAGUUGUAGAGCCAAAUGAUGAUGAUGAUGAUGAUGGUCAAUUAUGGUCCAAAAAAUCAAAAAAAAAUCAAUAGUGUUUUCGCGCAUGAAAAUGUAUGUUAGUAAUUUUUUUCAGAUUUUUAAAAUAAAGCCAUCGCCCAGGAAUUUUUUUUUUCGAAACAACACAUUUUUUGCAACAGGAGACCCCUGGGACCAUCUAGGGAGCUAAAAAUUUGGCCAAAGGGCUUUCUAAAUAUGUACUUUCGAGUGCUUAAUCCCAAAUAAUUAUCCCACUAUAGUCUUUGCAAGAUAUAAAUACAGAUACAAAUAGUUAAUCAAAAAUCUAAACGAUCCAUAUGUUAGAAAUAUGUAUUGGGUGACAUUAUAUAAAUAUAUAGUUAGACUUACUUGUGACGCAGGCUUGUAUCCGAUGUCCUGUGUGUUAUCUGAAAGUACACAAAAAUGUUAGGUUGUCUUCUUGACUUAUUACGUAUAUGAAAUAUAGUUUAUUCUUUAUGCUAGUCUCUCAAUAUAGACCAAGAUAUCUUCAGUGCUGCAUAUAGCGCUCUCCAUUGGUGCGCAUAUGGGUCAUAUUAGCCGUAUGCACACCAAUGGUGAAUAUAAAAUUCUUAAUUGUAUGUCGAAAAAUGCGCAAUAACUACCUCUUAAAACCCACCAAAUUUCAUUUUCAUAUCUCCUGGUUUUAGAGCAAUAAAUUAACAGUCAAACUAGUCAGAAACCGUCAGCAAAUAGUUGGUCAGUGAGAGAACAUAAUCCAGUCACCAGUGCUAUCCCCUCUACUCGCGCUGGUCCGCUAUUCGCUGAUGGUUUCAAACCGUUUGAAACCAAUGCUAGAACAAACCUAAUAUUAUUACAGCGAUAUUGUUAAAGAAUAAGGUUAUAACACAUUCAAAAAAUCACUUAAAUCGGACGACAAGUUUAGGAAAUUCCAGACAUCAAAAAUGACAUAUUUUCCAGGUGGAGGUGGUGCGUUAAUUUCUUGGGAGUAGUGUAGUAAUGUUGACAUUAUUAUCACAAUAGUCAAUAGUGCAUAGCGGAUUCGAAUAGAGCCCUGUGCAAUUACAUGCAGCAUUGAAGAGUAGUUCUUGAGUUCUUGACAUAUGUAUUUCAUUUUAAAAUAUUAAAAAAAUUUAGGUUUCUUUCUUUAAGAAAUUUUUUUAGAACAUUUUUACCCGUAUUUUAGAAUGGAAAACAUUUUAUAUGUUACAAGUUGUUUUAAUUAUACAAGGCGACUUAUUUGAUAUUUUAUGAAAAAGUAUUAUAUUUAAAGUAUGGCAACAAUUUUGAUAGAAUAAAAUUAAAACGAUAACUGAGUGUUUUGUUAUAAUCGCUAAGCGAGAAUCUUAAUCAUCUACUUAAAUUACAUAUUAGACCAGGAAACUAACGAUGUUCACAUGACAUAAUAUUCAUAGAAACCUUUUCUAUUAAUAAUAAUCAGAGAAAAGUCAAAUUGUCCAAAAUAAAUAUUUAUUUUAAAUUGUUUAAACAAAUUACUUGUUUAAUUGAACCAUCAUGCACAAACUAACUAAUUGCAUUUUUAUUAUCUUUGCCACGAGCUACCCCAAAUUAAAAAAAAAACAAAGAAUGUGUGUGUAAUUGUUAGGCACGCACGUAAGAAGUUAUCGCAGAAGUACGCACAUAUAAUAUAUGAUUUCAACGAAAUAAAUAUACUUUUAACAGUUUAUUUGUAUUUUAUUUAAAUAUUAAGCUAAUUUUAAUACUUAAUACUUUCCAAAAAAACUUAUUAAAACAAUACCAAAAAUUAAAAAAAAAAAGUAAGGCAAAGCAACAACGAGGUGUUCCUAAGCGGUCACCCAUCUAAAAAGUAACAGCGCCCAACGCUUCUUGACUACGGCUAUCGGUCAAAACCGUGGAAGUCGUCAGUGUGCUAUGGCCGUAAAAUUGAUACCAAAAUGAAUUAUUUUGACAAAUUGUACAAAUACAUAAUAUUAAGAUUCGACGAAGGCAAAUCAAAAGACACAAAAAUUAUACUAAAAAUACCAAUAUGUAUAUUUUUUCAAACUCUAUUUACAUUGAUACGUACGUAACUUGAAAGAUUUAGCAAAUAACUGUAUACUGUCUGUGUGUGCAUAGUUCAUACUGUCGUUUUUACAAAAAUUAACUCUAAACAUUUUUCCCAAUCGCGCCUAAAGAAGUAUAUAACUUCAAAAAACAAUAAUUUUCGUUGAUUAGAACCGGAGAUAUUGCGACUUUUAUAAAUUUGAAGUCAUAAAUUCAGUUUUUGAAAUAGUAAAAUCGUUUCGCUUUUAUCUUUGGCGCAUCACGGACGGCUCAUUUUUAGAGGAAUAGUUUUGAUUUUUUUUGUUAAAACUUGAACUUUUAAUCUUUUAAAUGGUGCUUUUAUAAUUUCUUAUAGGCCUGGAUCCCGCGUACCAAAAAAAGUUGAUUAAUAGCAAGCUGAAAAUUUUUUAAUAGCUUAACGGUGUCUAGUCGGACAAACUUUGAUGUAUGAGAACACUGGAACAGGGGAAGUUUUAAUUUUGGAACAGGUUAAAAAUUUGGAACGUCAGAUUACGAAAACGUUUCAUAUAUUUUGUCGGACAGAACUUCCAAUUGAUUUGUUACCAUUUCAUUAAACUCUCAUGUAAAAAUCAGACCGGUGUUUAUCAUCAACUGGGCAUUUUAAUGAGUGGAACACGAAAAACAUGCCAAAUGACAGGAAUCAAGUUGGUUAGUAAUAACAGUCUGAUUUUUGUAUGAGAGUUUAAUGGAAGGGUAACAAAUCAAUUGGAUGUUGUGUCCGACAAAAUACAUGAUACGUUUUCGUAAUCUGACAUUCCAAAUUUUUAAACUGUUCCACAAUUAAAACUUCCCCUGUUUCAGUGUUCCCGUACAUAAAAGUUUGUCCGACUAGACACCGUUAACCUAUUAACAAAUUUUCAGCUUGCUAUUAAUCAACUUUUUUUUGUACUCGGGAUCCAGGCCUAUUAAUGUUUAUAAACAAAGCCACGGAUUAAAAAAAAGGGCUAAUUCGGGUUCUAAGGAUCGUAAGACAUUGUAUUUUUUUUAAAUCCGUGUAAAAAUGCCAUUUUGAAUAAAAAUAAAUUAACUUCUUUCAUGUUGAUGCGUCUGAUUCAUUUUUAAUUGUUUCAAUAUUUAACAUAAAUUUUUUAAUAUUUAAUUUGUUAAAAUAAGCCUUUUUCUUCCAUUUUAUGCAUUUAGAAAUCAUGUAGGUCUAAUAGAUUACGCAUAAUAUCGUUGUAGAUAAGCUUUUUGGGAUAUACAAUUUCAAUUUUGCAAUAAGUAUUACCUAAGUGAAACUUCUCGAAAUUUUUAUAGUUGAAUCUUUGUGAUAUUGUCCUUAUUCUCACGCAAAAUUCAGGUUUUUUGUGUAUUUUUAAAAAAGUUUUUAAUAAUAUCCAAAAAAUCGACUUUUGAAGUCAUUUUUGAAAUAAUUAUUAAGCAACAAAUUAACAAAAAUACCUUUCCAAACAACCGUUUUAAAGAAUUUUCUGUACCUUUUCAGUAAAAUUUUAUCACAUUUCCAUAUAAUUUACCAGUCUUCACCUUCAGUAUUUAAAAUCAAAUAACGGUAUUACAUUGUUUAUAUGUAAAUAAAAAAUGACGUUUAAUCUUUUGCAUAUUUUGUUUAUUCAUAUUGCUAUCACAAAAUUUAUCAAAAUCAGUUGUUAGAUAUCAGAGUGUCACGAAAAAGUCUUUUUAUUUGCUAAUUUCUCUGGUCUAUUAUUUAAUAAUAUGUACAGUCGGAAAAAUGAAAGAUUACCCAUGAUCGAUCACAUCAAUCAUUUAUUUUGUAUUUGCCGUCUUUUUCUAUAACAAACGUUUGCUAUUUAUAGAAAAAGACAGCAAAUACAAAAUAAGUGAUUGAUGUGAUCGAUCAUGGGUAAUCUUUCAUUUUUCCGACUGUAGAUUUUUAAAAGAAUAUGGAUAUGCGUCCCCAAUAAAACAGCUUUCGUCCUAUCAGCUUUUUAGGACUACAUAUAUGACUCUAGUUAAAAGAAAAUAUCUAAAUUAAAUUAAAUUCUAUCUGUGUAAUUAGGUUAAUUUUGGAUUUUUGGUUUAGUAAAUAACAAUAUAGAAUUAAGAUUAGUUAGACAAACGAAUAGUUACGAAUUUGUUACGUCGCCUUGUAUAGUUAAGAACUAAACAAUUUUUCGACUGUUUCAAUCUAGUCUAUUGAAUUAUUUUAAAAGUAGAAUAGUCGUUACCGGAAUUAGUCGUCCAGGGAAGUAAGAUUUUUCUCAGGACUUCGAAUAUUCCAGGUAUCUGACAACUUUUUUAGUUAUUAAAACAUUGAAAUUAAAAACAUUAAUGGGGAAAAAUAUUAGUUGGCCAAAGCUGUGCCAUACCUAUAUUUUUACCUUAAAUAUACUUACGUUUUAAAUAUUAAAUUUUGGUGUUUGUUUACAUUUAAAUAUAAUUAAUCUAUUAAUCUAAGCGCCAUCUACACGAUAAUUGUCAAUGUAUCAGAAGUGGAACAGAAGGAAACUACUAUUCGCCAGUCAAUACGUCAAAAUAAUAAGCAAAAUCUUAAAAAAAUAAUAAUCUAAUUACUUCUGUACAUUGUAAAUAUUACACGAUAAGAAUUAAAUAAUAAAUUUGAAACAGUUAUUUGCUAUUAUCGUAAUAAUUUUCUCAUUAAAUUUCCGGCAAAAGUUGCACACAUAAUCCGCUAGUUGGCGAUACCAGCGAAGCUCAUAGCGAAUAGUUCUACAACACGGUUCUUAGACAUUACUACGGUUGCCUAAAUCGACUAACCAAUGAACAUUAAGGGUGAGAUUACGUCACGAGAGCUUACUGUCAUUUGAAUCGUAAUAUGAUUUUUUUCGAAUCCUGAGAAAACCAAGUAUUUUAGAAAAAUUUAAACGCAGGAUGCAAGAUUACAUUAUUACCGAGGGCGGAAAGCCCCUUAGAAUAAACAAGCAGAUUCUAUUGAAUGAAAUAUUUGAAAUUAAAUAUCACACUUCUCUUUUAUUUUCAGCCCUGUAACUUAUUAAAAUAAACAUUAUAGAAGUUUUGUAAACUAUUUGUAGAGUUAUAUAUAAACAAUAUUUUUAUUUUAUCAUCUAUUGUUUAAAAAGAAUACAGUUGAUAAGAUACCCUCAGUUGCGGAGAAAGGAUUAAUAAUAAAGAUUUUUUUAUUCAGUCAAUGGUGUGAGCACUCUCAGUUAAAUAGUAACGUGUGGCCUUACUUUUACACGCAUACCUAUUGUGGCAAAUGUAUCAUAUUUUUCAAAAUUUUGGAAUGCAUUUAAAUCGUAGAACAAUUUUAACAUUUGAUUUUAAUACAGAUUUUAAUUCUCUACAAGUAUUCUCUCAUGACUUUUGAUGUAAAAUAAUUAGGGAAGCAGGAAUUCAACAAUUCAGAAUAUUACAUUGAGUUUCCUAUGGCCCUUUUUACGAUUCACCACCCGGUAUAAGAUAAAAUGUGUACUAUUUGUCUAAUUAUUUCAUAAUAACACAAAUAAUACACAUAUAUACACAAUAACACACAUUCAGUGAUCGAAAAUCCUUUAAAAAUAUUUGAAUGUAAACUCUUGUGACGUAAAGUCAAAAAUAUAAGUCUCCCCACCACCGUUGGACAAGACAACCGUAAUAAAGUCUAAUAACCGUGGGUCUACAAUAAUUAAAAAAGUUGUCAGAUCACUGUAUUAUUUAAAGUCCGGAACAGAGCCAAUUUUUUUUGGCUUAUUUUCCUGGAGUAAAUGUGUCCAGGUUUACAUACGUAUUUACGAUAGAAAUUAUUAUUUCGACAUACUUUGUACAAAAUAUUAAGACUUUAAAAUUUGUUUUUAUCGCUAGUAUUUUAAUUUUUAUUAUUGUAUUAUUAAUAACUAUUGAUUUGUUAUUGAUAAGUUACUUUUACUUUUAGUAUAUACACUGUUAUUUUAAUAAAGGAUGAUAUAUUUUCAUUUCGA
Diabrotica virgifera virgifera (western corn rootworm) is the source of this 9867-nucleotide messenger RNA. RefSeq names its product casein kinase I-like. NCBI's taxonomy places the organism in Eukaryota, Metazoa, Arthropoda, Insecta, Coleoptera, Chrysomelidae. Gene Ontology annotation, cellular component: cytoplasm; plasma membrane; nucleus. The record is from RefSeq and is a predicted model, not a curated record. The transcript is spliced from 3 exons. Gene Ontology annotation, molecular function: ATP binding; protein serine/threonine kinase activity. Gene Ontology annotation, biological process: signal transduction; peptidyl-serine phosphorylation; positive regulation of canonical Wnt signaling pathway. The coding region runs from base 1272 to 2546 and encodes 424 amino acids.